GAGUGUCCCCAGCUGCUGCCCACCGAGCGCAUCCUGGUGCCGGUCAACGUGGUGAAGCCCAUCACCCUGCGGGCCAAGAACCUUCCCCAGCCACAGUCAGGACAGCGGGGCUAUGAGUGUCUGCUCACCAUCCAGGGUGUGGAGCAGCGGGUGCCCGCGCUCCGCUUCAACAGCAGCUGUGUUCAGUGCCAGAACACCUCGUACUCAUAUGAUGGGAUGGAGAUGAGCAGCCUCCCUGUGGACCUGACGGUCAUCUGGAACGGAGACUUCAGCAUCGACAACCCUGCCGAAAAUAAAGUUCACCUGUACAAGUGUGAUGCCCAGAGGGGGAGCUGUGGCCUGUGUCUGAAGGCAGACCCCCUGUUUGGCUGUGUGUGGUGUAAAGGGGAGAACCGCUGCACCCUCAAGCAGCACUGUCCCCACCCUGAGAGCCAGUGGCUGGAGCGCAAUGGACUCAACAGCAAGUGUACCCACCCACGCAUCACCCAGAUCACUCCGCUGCGGGGGCCUCGGGAAGGGGGCACCCUAGUAACCAUCCGGGGGGAGAACCUGGGCCUGGACUUCAGUGAGAUCCAGGGGAACGUCAGGGUGGCCGAGGUGGACUGUACCCCCGUCCGCGAGGGAUACAUCCCCGCAGAACAGAUAGUGUGUGAGAUGGCGGUGGCAACGCCGAGCCAGUUCGCCAACUACGUGGAGGUGUGUGUGGGGGGUGUGGGGGUCAGAGAGUGUCCAAAAGAGUUCAGGGCCGUAUACUCCAAGUACUACUACUUCGUGGUCACCAGACUGAUCAGCCUGAAGCCCAGCCGAGGGCCCGUCUCCGGGGGAACCAUCGUCAACAUCACCGGUAGCAACCUGGACGCCGGGAGCAACGUGUCCAUCAUGUUCAAGGACCAGAAGUGCACCUAUCACAGGAGGGGCGGCCAGUGGAUCACGUGUCGCUCCCACGCCUCGCUGCAAGGAUAUGGAAACGUCAGUGUGUCAGUGACGGUGGACAAGGCCCGCAUCCAGAAAGACUUGAAGUUUGAGUACGUGGAGGACCCCACUAUCAUCAAGCUGGAACCUGAGUGGAGCAUCUUCAGUGGGCACACACCUGUGACUGUGACCGGCACCAACCUGGACAUCAUACAGAGCCCCCUCAUCAGAGCCAAGUACAACGGUCGAGAGACGGUCAACAUAUGCCAGGUGUUCAGCCCCACGUCCAUGCUGUGCCAGGCCCCAGAGCUGCCCAUCAGCCUGGGCAGGCAGAGGGAGGUGCCAGCGCGGCCCGAUGAGUUUGGCUUCAUCCUGGAUGACGUGCAGGCAGUGCUGGCCCUCAACAACACGCCAUUCAUCUACUACCCCAACCCCGAGUUCGAACCCCUCCAUGUGUCUGGGGUGCUGGAGCUCAAGCCUGGCUCCCCCAUCAUACUGAAGGUGAAGGGGGACUUUCCAAUGCCAUUUCCUUCCUGUUUCUCAGGGCGGAACUUCCUCCCUCCCACCAAUACCAACGGUAAUAACGGCAAGCUGAACUACACGGUUCUGAUUGGUGAUAAACCUUGUCUGUUGACCGUGUCAGACAACCAGCUGCUGUGUGAGUCGCCCAACCUGACGGGGCGACACAAAGUCUUGGCCCGUGUGGGUGGCAUCGAGUUCUCCCCGGGCGUGGUCCACAUCACGUCAGACAGUCCGCUGAGCAGCACGGCCAUCAUCAGCAUCGCCGGCGCCGGUGCCCUGCUCAUCCUCUUCAUUGUGAUAGUGCUCAUUGCAUAUAAACGCAAGUCACGCGAGAGCGACCUCACCCUGAAGAGGCUGCAGAUGCAGAUGGACAACCUAGAGUCUCGUGUGGCCCUGGAGUGUAAAGAGGCCUUUGCCGAGCUGCAGACAGACAUCCAUGAGUUGACCAGUGACCUGGACGGAGUGGGCAUCCCCUUCCUGGACUACAGGGCCUACACCAUGAGGGUCCUCUUCCCUGGCAUAGAGGAGCACCCUGUUCUCAGGGACCUGGAGAAUUUCUUCAACUACAACUGUUUCUUUCUCAGUGGUCUGCUCAGGCGCUUGGACUUCCACAGACCCAGCCCCGGCUUGGGAACUAACCACGUUUGGGGUCUGAACUACCAGACUCUCCCUGAGCGCGUGGAUCUAAGUCACGCGUCCAGUCUGUCUCCUCUCACCCCAUAA
Messenger RNA from Oncorhynchus gorbuscha (pink salmon), 2157 nucleotides. RefSeq names its product plexin-A4-like. Gene Ontology annotation, molecular function: semaphorin receptor activity. The annotation marks the transcript as partial. The transcript is spliced from 13 exons. The record is from RefSeq and is a predicted model, not a curated record. Gene Ontology annotation, cellular component: semaphorin receptor complex. Gene Ontology annotation, biological process: negative regulation of cell adhesion; regulation of GTPase activity; semaphorin-plexin signaling pathway involved in axon guidance. Lineage: Eukaryota; Metazoa; Chordata; Actinopteri; Salmoniformes; Salmonidae.